This is a messenger RNA of Pocillopora damicornis (cauliflower coral), 2387 nucleotides long. RefSeq names its product G protein-coupled receptor 52. Gene Ontology annotation, biological process: G protein-coupled receptor signaling pathway. The record is from RefSeq and is a predicted model, not a curated record. Gene Ontology annotation, molecular function: G protein-coupled receptor activity. NCBI's taxonomy places the organism in Eukaryota, Metazoa, Cnidaria, Anthozoa, Scleractinia, Pocilloporidae. Gene Ontology annotation, cellular component: plasma membrane.
AUGUCCCAAGGGAUUAUUCAAAGUACUUUCAGUAGGAAGUCUACUUUAGGGCUCAGCUUUAGACAAAAAAUGGAAAUUGAAUUCUCCACAGGAGACAUCUGGUUGAGUACGUGAAAGUUUUUUUUUUAUUGUUAGCUGUAAGCCGGCUUGACUCCUUUCAUAAAAAUGAAUCGUUAGUAACCAUGAAACACAGUUCUAAAUUGAAGGUGGUUCUAAAGGGUUUUUUUUUUCGGAACAAGGGCCCUUCUUUCAAAGGUCACAAAAUUCAUUUUAUGGCGGCGGGUAGCAGAAAAUUUUGUCCCUCUAAUAGAGAAAUCAUAACGCUUUAUUGAACUGUUUUGCUUUCAAAUACGCGAACUAUCGCUCGCUUUAGGAGCCAUAAAACUCUGGCUCACAGGCCGAACAAUAGCUAAGAUUACACAUCUACAGUAAGGCCAGUGAUCGCGUCGAUUAAUGGACUCCAGAACUAAAUAUUACCAUAGAUAGGCUCGAGAUAGUGUGAAUUAUCACAACGAUAAUGGGAAACGUUGAACAAAAGGACUAUUUGGCUUGAUUUUAACGUCUAUCCAGGUGGCUUCUUUUGAUAUCCUGAUGUUAAAUGCCAUUCAUAUCUGUUGUUUAGAUUUCUAUUGAAAUCAGUUUUAAACGAAAUGUUUUUUUUUUUUUUUGUUAUCGCGGCAACCGAACAGAUCAUGAAAAUUUAAAAACUUCACGGGCGAGAGCUGUAAAGUACCUGGAAUGCUUUUUAGUAAUGCGGCAAAUGUCACGAUCGAAAAGACCGGGUGAAAAAAAAAACACUUCUAAAGCAGAUUAAUGUGAAGAAACAUGCGCGCAUCAAAAUUAACUCGUUGAGGCUGCAAUCGUUCGACGAUGUUCCUCUGAAACAAAGUCAGAAGCCUAAAAAUCUGCCGUGCACAACAUUGUAUGGACGAAUAUUCUGUGGACAACAUGAACAACACAACACUUGAACAGUUCGAAGAAGAAAAAGUGUGUUUCAAGGUGGACAUUUUCCCCUUGUUCGUGUUUGCUUUCGUGGUCAAUUUCCUCGCCCUCAUCGCUGUGUUCAAGGCAAAACCAAGAAUUUCAACGCCAACCUCAGCCAAACAAAUUCACCUGCUCAUCUGUUGUCUCGCUGUUUCGGACACUGCAUCACUGGGUUUGCAAUGUGUGAUGCCUGUAGCUUCGUUCAUAAACUGUGGCUGGUGGGGAGGUCGUAUUACUUGCGGCAUUUUUGGUUAUGUCAACGCCAUUUUCAUUCUAUGGUCAGCCUGGAUCGUAUCACUUUUAAGCUUUCAGAGAUUUUUUGCGACUGCAUUUCCAUUCCAACAUCAACGCAAUUUCACGAUGAAGAAAAUUAAAACUGCUGUGGUCUUCAUUUUCUUUAUGCUUUGCUUUUUCUUCACGCCGCCAUUUUUUGGCGUAGGUGCGUUUGUCUAUUACGACACAGGCCAAUUUUGCAGCUUGAGUUUGACACCAACUGGAAAAUCAGACACGAUUUUUCUUGGAAUACUCGUCACGCAGGGUGUUACUUGCGUGUCUGCAGUCCUUGUUUUCAAUAUACACGUUGUAGAAUCGUUAAAAACAAGGAGGACGCCAUUUCAUGGGAGCACUAGGCGCGCAAUGGAGGACACAACAGCCACUUUCGUGUCAUUGACAAAAGCUGUGGCCUUCGUGUUCUGUCUGUGCAAUAUCCCCCUUUUGAUACGAAUAGCAGUAGACUUAUUUAAACAGACUCCUCAUGAAGACCUCGGCUUGGAACACACCCUAACAAUGGCCUUGAUGUUCUUAAACACUUUGGCAAAUCCCUUUAUCUACGUCGCCUGCAGAAGACGCUACAGACGGAGCCUACUGAGACUUUUUUGUUUUGGUCAGCGGAAGGGCAUAACUCGAGUGUACUUUUAUGAGGGCACAGGGACAUCAAAACCUGUCCACACUUUGAGAUGUCAAGGAGAGACUACAGUUUUUUAACAAAUAAAACUUAAGAACCCUCUCCUUCUUAAAAAAUAACAAGUCAGGGCAACGAGUGUCCAUCUUUGAAGGCACAGGGACCCCAAAGUUUGUCUACACUUGAGAUUUCAUGGAAAGACUACUUUUUUAUAACAUUGAAAAAAUAGACAACCCUCCACUCCUUAAAGUGACCGAUAAGUUAUUUCUCCCUGUGAAAUUAAUAUAAUGUCAAACAGGGUGGUGACGAAACCAAAGAAAAAUAUUAACUUCAGGAUAUUCUGUGAUUUUACGCAAAAUUCUCCAAACUGACCCAAAAUACGCGCGCGGAAGGUGGAAGUACUUCACACGCGCGGGGCACAUGCCUACCUCCUCCACACAGGAAGAAGCGGAAAAAAAAUGUUAUGUAAAAUUAUUAGAUAAAAAUGAAAAAUAAACUUACG